AUGACGGUUCCCACCAAGACAGGAAGCCCAACAGAGGAAAGCCCUCGAAAGCGGAGGAAAAUUGGAAUUACCCUUACUCAAAAACAGGCUCUUAUCGACAACCUUCAGCUAGAGAUUACGGAACGUGCCCGAAAGCUUCGUGCUCAAUAUAAUCUCCAGGCACAAGGUCUACGGACGCGCAUAGAGAUACGCGUCAAUCGCAUACCGAUGGCUCUUCGGAAGGCGAAGAUGGCCGAUCUACUCCAAAAGCACUCAGAUGACCGGAAGCAGAAGCCAGCGGCGCCGUUGUAUGCAGCACCUCUCAACGCGAGACCGCCACCGGUCCCUGAGAAGGAUGCUCAUAUGACGCGUCCGCUGUCACAGCGAUCUGCCCCUCCUGUGAAAGCGCCAGCAACGCGUCCAGGACCGGGCCGACCACCCAAGAGAACGAGUGAUGAGUUGGGAGACACCAACAAGGAGAAUGAGAUUGAGCAUAUUGGGCCGAAGAAGCGCCUCCGCGGCCACCCGGGUCCAGAAGCUGCCCCUAAUCCGUCACAGGUUUUGUCGCCUCAGUCCUCUAAUACCCACGACUACAUCGUCCACAGCGAGCUCCGCAGCUGGCAACACUACAGCUGCCACGCGUGCAAGGAGAGGGGCGGCGGCAGCUCCAUCCACUACCACACGAACGGCUACCACGCGGACCGCAAAGAGAGUUAG
Molecule: messenger RNA, 696 nt
Organism: Phaeoacremonium minimum UCRPA7
Lineage: Eukaryota; Fungi; Ascomycota; Sordariomycetes; Togniniales; Togniniaceae
Exons: 4
Coding region: 1-696 (231 amino acids)
Biological process (GO): mitotic sister chromatid segregation
Cellular component (GO): chromosome, centromeric region; chromosome passenger complex; spindle midzone
Source: RefSeq, a predicted model, not a curated record